This is a messenger RNA of Staurois parvus, 403 nucleotides long. The record is from the annotation of a GenBank genome assembly. NCBI's taxonomy places the organism in Eukaryota, Metazoa, Chordata, Amphibia, Anura, Ranidae.
AGGUGUCUCCACCAGAAUGCCUCUUACAUCAGGUGUCCCCAUCGUGGUCCCCCUUACAUCAUUGUCCCCCAUCAAGAGUGCCCCCUUACAUCAGGUGCUUCCAUCAGAGUGCCCCCUUACAUCAGGUGUCUCCAUCAGAGUGCCCCUUACAUCAGGUGUCUCCAUCAGAGUGCCCCAUUACAUCAGGUGUCUCCAUCAGAGUGCCCCCUUACAUCAGGCGUUUCCAUCAGAGUGCCCCCUUACAUCAGGUGUCUCCAUCAGAGUGCCCCCUUACAUCAGGCGUCUCCAUCAGAGUGCCCCCUUACAUCAGGUGUCCUCCUUACAUGGAUUGUUACCAUCAGAGUGCCUCCUUACAUGACUGUCUGCAUCAGACUGGCUCAUGGAUUACUGGAUGCACUCUGAG